AUGGAAGGCACCGCCGACGGCGCCUUCAGCACGUAUUGGCAGAAAGCCAAUACAGACGGGCAAGUCGCCCACAUAUCCGAAGCAUUGAAUGCCACGCUUGACCCGCGAACCCCCAAUGAUAUCAGAAAGCAAGCCUUACAACAUCUUGAAGCAGUCAAGAACCAGCCAGAUGCGCCUCAACACGGAUUCACGCUCGCCGAUGACUGGAAGCAAAAUGACGCCAUCCGGUAUUACGGACUGCAACUUCUGGAGUUCGCAGUGAGGUAUCGUUGGCAUGAGUAUACAGAAGAGCAGGCGCAGCAAAUCCGAACAUGGGUGAAAUGCUUGGCGGGAAGUCUGCGAGAACAAGAUGCAGCAUAUCUGAGAAACAAGGUCGCGCAGCUGUGGGUCGAUGUUGCGAAGCGCUGCUGGGGAGACGGGGACUGGAUGGACAUGGACGCGCUCCUGCUCAAUCUCUGGGAACAAGACAAGGGCGUCGUCAACAAGAUCCUGGUGCUCUACAUCAUCGAAACCCUCAGCGAAGAGAUUAUGGGAAGUGGUGAAGAUGCUGUGGCUGGGCUGAGACUGGAUGUCCUAGGAAAUGCUCUCAAUGAGAUCGUAAUCCCCCAGGGCAUGUAUGAGGCCCACGCGGAGACGAGAGGAAAUCGACAAGAAGUCAGAUGCGGACAGGAAGGUUGGCUAUUGAGGAUAUGCAAUUUCUUCUCGCUUUGCGUCAAGCAGGCACGUUUCAUGGACGGCCAGCAACAAGGCGUAGUGCAGCAGAUGGAGAUGUGCGCCAUUAAAGCUCUGAACGCGCUCAGGCCGACUAUGGCUUGGGUCAGCUUGAAGGGAGCCGACGAGGUCAAGUGUAUUGACUGCUUGUUCCUGCCCUUCCACACCAGGAGUGUGGCACUACAGACCGCGGCUGUCGAGGUGCUGUAUGCCCUACUACAGAGACCUUACAACCAGCAUUUUCAGGAAGUCUGGACUGCACUAUUCAGACAGGCGAUGAAGCCCGAACGAGUGGCGAUGAUACGACAGGCCUUUGAGGCGACUGUCUCUGGACCUGGAGAGGACGAAGAAAAGUACACGCUACAAAAGAAAAUGUCGGAAUUACUCUAUGUAUAUGGAGACUCUGUCGCCCAGCACCCAGAAGUGCUGGAUGAUACGAUUGACCUUCCGGCACUGUUUGACCUGCUUCUGCUUGUCCUGCAGCACAAAAGCUUGAAAGUGUCGAUACCGGUCUUACACGUCUGGACCAAGCUGCUCAGCGUGCAGGAGGACAAGGUGGUGGAUCUAGUCCUGGAUGCACUUGCUACUUUGAUGCACGUGUGUAGUGAGCGACUCAUACGAUACGAGUCCAUUCCCGAGGAGACUGAAGACGAAGUCUUAGCAUAUCUUGGAGACGAUUUCGACACCAUACCAGAACGCCAUGCUUUCCUUGGGAACUACCGACGCUACUGCACACUCAUCAUACAGUCAAUCGCCCGCUUCCGACCCAUCGACGCACUUUCAAUAGUAUUGAAUCAGAUGCAAUCGUUGCUGGAGGAAGGCCCAUACACUCAAGGACGAGGUUUCGAUCCUUCCAAGUAUGAUAAGAGCUCUAUUCCGAACCUGAAAUUUGAUGCCCAGUACAACGUUGUUGCAGCAGCACUCAAAGGAUAUUCUUCAUGGAUUGGCGAUGUGGCAGACAUUACCCCAGAGCAGCCACUCUAUAUCAAGGUACAAGAGGAUCAGCGACAGGCGACGGAAUCAUUGCAGCAAUGGUGUCAGGGCAUGGCAAAUGUGCAUACCGAUAAUCCUGGCGUUGCUGACCAAGUUCUUGCGACACUGGUGGCUGUGCUUAGGACGCUCAGAUCACCAGUGCAGAGCUUCGUUCUGGCAAUGGUGCAACAUCUGCUGACCAUGAGGCUGUAUGAUCAACCACAAUUCAACACGUUCUCGGAGGCUGUCAAGUCUUUUGAAGCUCUCCGAGUCGUUGAACUGCAGAAGCUGGCUCUAGCUUUUCCAAAUGUUCUUUUAGAAGUUUACAAUGAACUUGAGCCUAGAGUCACCGUGCUCAUGGAGAAGCACAAUGAUGACCAGCGGCUCGUGUGGGGUUUCAGAGCUUUCCUGUUUAUGAUUGUGCAUCGCGCAACAGGCAUCCCAAACGAUGUCCGCGUGACUCGCUUGCAGCAAAUGCUUCAGCCGACGUACGAUGCUUGGACGGAUUCAAGGCUCAAGGCAUCUGUGGAGACCUUCUCAAGCUUUUGUGAGACUGUCGGAUUGGGCAAUAUACAAGACUUUUAUAGAUCGCAUGGCUUUGAUCGAAUAUCGGACUGGUCAUCUCAGAAUCUGGAUGACGCAGGAGUUGCUCGACAAAAUCAGAUCAAGGAGCUUGCGGAUCAGUUACCCCUUCGCAUUACCAAGUCUAUGCUCACUGCUUCAACCGAGAAGCUCAAAAGUGGAUCCGAUGAGUAUUCCAAUGCAUCGGAGUUGUGGAGCAAUAUCACGCCGGUCGUCCUCCCGACGCUGCUGAAGUUGAUACGACAUGCGCAGGCCUUUCAUAACAUGGAAAAUUGGUCCCAUCUUCCAGACGAGCUUCAAAUGGUCGUCAGGCGCACCCUCCAAGAUCGCUUCUGGCAGUCUGGCAUCUCCAAUGAGAGUAAGGAUGAGUUCUAUGCCCGCAUCUCAGGCUCCAAGACUUCCUAUGAAGGCUUUGCCAGCACGGUUCGCGGGACCAUGCGCAACAUUCGCGAGAUGGGAUACCACAUCGUCUACCUUAUGACUAAAUUCGACGAGCAGUUUUACGGGGUUGACAGCCUCGCAGAACCUCUAGCCGAUGCCCUUUUCACCGACGCUGGAAGUCUGAGCACCAACCAUCUCCACCCUCUCAUCAAUCUCACUACUGGACUAGUUCAGCGAUGUCCACCACAGUAUCGAGCUCGGUUCUUACCUCCGAUUCUACGUCGCCUCUUUCUUGCCCUGGACGACAAGAUCUCAUCUGAAUGGGCUUCUCUAGAGCAAGCUGCUGAACAAAACAAGAAGAAAGACGAUGAACUCAGCGACGAGAUGCGAACAGAAAGCGUCCUACGUCAACUCACCUUUAGCAUGGUAUCCUUCGUCCCAUUCCUGCUCGAGUACGAUCGUACGCAACCUCAAGCGAAUGGUACCAUCAAUGGCGCAGCUGUCCAUCUCCCAAGUCGCCAAUCAUUAUCCGACCUCAUUCUCUCGGACGCCACCGUCCUCGAGCCUUUGAUAUUGUUCUGUACCCACGCCCUCCGCAUGCGGGAUGGCAGGUGUUGCAGCAUGAUCUGCAAAGCUUUCAGGAACCUCAUCCCGCUGUUCUCACACACCACACAAUCCUCCUCUUCGCCAAUAUCUGUCGAGACUGCGGCUCAAGUUCGGGAGUUCAUCUCGAAUGAAGUCCUGAAAGCUUGCAUCACGAGCUUGAACGAUCGCGGGUUCGUAGAUAUGCAGAAGGACCUCGCAGCUCUGAUCGCAAGCAUCAUCAACCUCUACGCCUCAAAGACUCGCACCCCACGACAGCUCCUCCUCAGUCUCCCGGACAUGGCCGAGACCAGAGUCGACAAAGCCAUCGCGCGCAUCUCUCGCGGCGGGAACGAACGCCAACAACGCGCCAUCGUCCUCGAACUUCUGGAACGUGUGAGAGGCGUCAGUAUUCACGAGAUGGGCAAAUUUGACAAAGUCAAGACGAGCAAGGUCCAAGACAGAUAUACCACUACUAUGAACACCAUGGAGGUUGAGAAACAGCCCGAAGCAGCUACUGAGGAUGGCGCCCUCGAUGGUGUGGCAGGAUUGUUCGGGAAUGAGGGCUAGGAGCCUCCUCAAUCUCAGAAUGCUUUCCCACCGCAGAAGGUUGUGUUACCGCUGAAGUAUCGGGGCGACGAGCAGAGGUGGAGAGCGAGACAGGCUGAGAUGGCUAGGGCUGAGGAAAUUGAGAAGAGGUUGUGGGGUUCGACGAGAUGAAUUGCGGAUGAUUGAGACGUGAGACGUUGAAACGGCCUUGUCCUUUUUUGGGGUGGUUUUUUUUUCUUUCGAUUCGUGCGAGAUGGUGAUUGAUGCUCACGCAUGCAUGAGAUACCCUUUUGGAACAGAACAUGGAUUGUGUAUUGUAAGGUAAGGUAGCGUUUGAUGGAAAUUAGGUCAAGUAAGUACUU
Pseudocercospora fijiensis CIRAD86 is the source of this 4139-nucleotide messenger RNA. RefSeq lists its product as uncharacterized. NCBI's taxonomy places the organism in Eukaryota, Fungi, Ascomycota, Dothideomycetes, Mycosphaerellales, Mycosphaerellaceae. The record is from RefSeq and is a predicted model, not a curated record. The transcript has a single exon. Bases 1 to 3798 code for a protein of 1265 amino acids. Gene Ontology annotation, molecular function: small GTPase binding; nuclear export signal receptor activity; RNA binding. Gene Ontology annotation, biological process: RNA export from nucleus; protein export from nucleus. Gene Ontology annotation, cellular component: cytoplasm; nucleus; RNA nuclear export complex.